UUAUCACCACUUGAAUCUCUAAUAUAAGCAUACUGUACAAUCAGUGAAAGUUUGUAUUUGUAUUUAAACUCGACACACCUUAAACAUUAAUCUUUUCGUCUCUGGGACUUGAAACACAAAGCGGGGCUGAAUGUGUGAUGGACACAUACUGCAGUGAUGAUCAGUCUGAUGCUGCCAGACAACAAGAGAGACACUAUUACCUGCUGUCAGAGCUGCAGGCGCUCGUGAAGGACCUGCCCAGCUCGUUUCAGCAGCGUCUGUCGUACACCACGCUCAGUGAUCUGGCUCAAGCGCUCAUCGACGGGACGGUGUAUGAAAUAGUGCAAGGGCUGCUGGACAUUCAACACCUGACAGAGAAAAACCUCUAUAACCAGAGACAGAAACUACACAGCGAACACAGAGCACUCAAGCAGGAUUUGGUUCGGAAACACAAACAGGCUCUGCAAACGUGCAAGUCUCAUAAUUUGGCCGUUAUGAAAACCAAUCAGCGAGCCGAAAAUGAGGCUCUCGAUCAGCGAGUGAAAGAUGAGCAGAGGAUGAUGGAUGAGAAGAUCGUGGCUGAAAUGGAUCAGAAGGUUCUGGAUCAACAGAACACGCUGGAGAAAGCAGGCGUAUCGGGUUUCUACAUCACCACCAACCCACAGGAGGUGAUGAUGCAGAUGAAUCUGCUGGAGCUGGUACUGAAGCUGCAGCAGAAAGAGACUGUUUCCGGAUCUCUGCCUUGAGACACUCGACUGCGUGCUCUCUGAUGGUGUGGAAAG
Rhinichthys klamathensis goyatoka is the source of this 761-nucleotide messenger RNA. It is a transcript of the gene dgcr6, whose product is annotated as DiGeorge syndrome critical region gene 6. Lineage: Eukaryota; Metazoa; Chordata; Actinopteri; Cypriniformes; Leuciscidae. The transcript is spliced from 6 exons. Bases 138 to 725 code for a protein of 195 amino acids. The record is from RefSeq and is a predicted model, not a curated record.